This is a messenger RNA of Lacerta agilis (Sand lizard), 1166 nucleotides long. RefSeq names its product cytochrome b5 domain-containing protein 1. NCBI's taxonomy places the organism in Eukaryota, Metazoa, Chordata, Lepidosauria, Squamata, Lacertidae. The transcript has 5 exons. Bases 56 to 709 code for a protein of 217 amino acids. The record is from RefSeq and is a predicted model, not a curated record.
UUGCCAUGGCAGCGGCGGACGCGGCCUACUCCUUUUCCUCUCGCUCCUCCCGGCGAUGGACGUUUACCGGCCGCGCUAUUACACCCCGAAGGAGGUGGAGGUGCACAACCGGCCCUGGGACCUCUGGGUCUCCUACAUGGGGCGGGUCUUUGACCUCAGCCCCCUGGCCGAGGCCUACAAGGGUGAUAUCUUAUUGAAGCCUAUCCUAGAAGCAGCGGGGAAAGACAUUACCCACUGGUUCAACCCCAAAACCAAAGACAUACAGACACACAUUAACCCUCUAACAGGAUGCCUCAAGUACUACACCCCACAAGGUCGCUUUGUGCACAUCCCACCUCCUCUGCCUCGUACAGACUGGGCCAAUGACUUUGGCUUGCCCUGGUGGAGAAAUAACAACUAUGAGGUGGGCAUCUUGUCUGCCAAAACCAGACGCAUACGGAUCAUCAACACUCUGACCUCUCAGGAACAUACCCUUGAGGUUUGUGCAGAGGAAUCCAUGUGGGAGAUCCUUCGGCGGUAUUUGCCCUUCAACGCCCAUGCGGCCAGCUAUACGUGGAAAUAUGAACGUGUCAACCUAGACAUGGAUAAGAACCUGCAGCAGAACAACAUUCCGGAUGAGGACGAGGAAUUCUACAAUCUCUACAUGGACGCUGAUGCUUUCACCCCAGCUAUCUUGCUCUACUUCAACGAUGACCUCACUGAGUUCUAGGAGGUGAUGGGACCAUAGAUGAUUCCUAUGCUUAGCACAAAAGAAAUGUAAGGAAUUCACCGGCUGCCAGUUUGCUACGUGGCCAAGUUCAAGGUGUUACUAAUAGUAUAUAAAGCCCCAAACAACUUGGGACCAGUUUUCCUGUGAGAUCACCUUCUACGUCCACACGACUGCUUGGAUCAGCAGAACUGGCACUGUUACAGGUGCCACAUAAUAUUUGUUUCACAUCUGUAAGAAAUGGAUCUUUUAGUAUGGCAGCACCCACAAUUUGGAACUUCCUGCCAGUCGCCAUCAGGCAGGUGCCUUCAUUAUACUCUUUUUUUCUCCUGCUAAAAACAUUUUUUGUUAGAAAAGCCUACCCAGAUACAUUGAAUGUUGAUAUGUUUUCAGUUUAGCACUGAUUUAAAUGUUUUAAAUAGUUGUUUUUAAUGGUUUUAACCAAUAAUUUUACUGUUUU